GUUUCUUCACUAGCUCGCUGCUCGCCCCGCAGACGAAAACCCUAGCUAGAUUCUCUGCCCUCUUCUCCGUGCGAAAAUGCCGCCGAAGUUCGAUCCUACACAGGUCGUCGAGGUCUUCGUCCGCGUCACCGGCGGCGAAGUCGGAGCGGCUAGUUCUCUCGCCCCCAAGAUCGGUCCACUCGGUCUCUCCCCCAAGAAGAUCGGUGAGGACAUCGCCAAGGAGACCGCCAAGGACUGGAAGGGCCUCCGCGUCACCGUCAAGCUUACGGUUCAGAAUCGUCAGGCGAAGGUGUCGGUGGUCCCCUCCGCCGCCGCGCUAGUCAUCAAGGCGCUCAAGGAGCCCGAGCGCGACCGCAAGAAGACUAAGAACAUUAAGCACAACGGCAACAUAUCGCUCGAUGACGUAAUCGAGAUCGCUAAGGUCAUGAGCCCCCGCUCCAUGGCCAAGGACUUGACUGGCACCGUGAAGGAGAUCCUAGGAACCUGUGUAUCCGUCGGGUGCACUGUAGACGGGAAGGACCCCAAGGAUUUGCAGCAAGAGAUCGCUGAUGGAGAAGUGGAGAUUCCAGAAGCCUAAGAGAAGGUGGAGUGAAAAUGACGACUUUCGAUAUUAGGAGGUUAAAGCUUAAACUCUCUUGAAAUACUAGUAAUUAUGUUGUGUUACGUUGUGACAUUAUGUUUUUGAGAAUUUUAGUUUCUUCAUCAAGGAUAAAUUUGAUUGAUAAUAUUAUCUGAAUGAUGAGCAGCAGACUAUUUAAGUUUUUUUUGGAUGA
Ipomoea nil (Japanese morning glory) is the source of this 773-nucleotide messenger RNA. RefSeq names its product 60S ribosomal protein L12-like. NCBI's taxonomy places the organism in Eukaryota, Viridiplantae, Streptophyta, Magnoliopsida, Solanales, Convolvulaceae. Gene Ontology annotation, biological process: translation. Gene Ontology annotation, cellular component: cytosolic large ribosomal subunit; ribosome. The transcript has a single exon. Gene Ontology annotation, molecular function: structural constituent of ribosome; large ribosomal subunit rRNA binding. The coding region runs from base 77 to 577 and encodes 166 amino acids. The record is from RefSeq and is a predicted model, not a curated record.